This is a messenger RNA of Candidula unifasciata, 2495 nucleotides long. The record is from the annotation of a GenBank genome assembly. Lineage: Eukaryota; Metazoa; Mollusca; Gastropoda; Stylommatophora; Geomitridae.
AAAUUCACAGAGUUCGUCCUCCAAACAAGAAAAAAUAUGAAGAAGACUUGGACAAGCUCGUCUCACAGAUCAGAGAAAAGGAGGGAGAACUGGAGAAAUGUAAAACUGGUGGAAGUUUGAACAUUACUGGUGAGCUGAAGAAUUUGAAAGCUGAGAGAAGUGCAACAAUCACCAAAAGAAAGCAGACAGAUUUUGAAUUAGAAAAACUCAAAAAGAUUCUUCCUGAAAAGAUGUGCCAGCUUGGACAACUAGAAUCGUCUCUCAUCUAUAAAAAUGAGGAGAAAAUAAAUUUGGCAAUUCAACGGCUGGAAUAUAACCUGAAUGUGCAACAUUUCAAGCUGGCCGAGGAGAAAAAAAUCGUCUCUGAGAUUGACAGACUCAAAAGAUCCAAGAAAACACUUGUCCAGUACUUGGCUCUUAGGCAGGAAAUUAAUGGAAUCAGGGACUUGCAGCGCCAUAUGAGGGAAGAGAGAGAUACCUACUUUCAGGUAGUUGGCAAAUUAAAUUCAGAUGAGGACAAGCUAAGAAAGGGUAGUAUGGCUGCCAAGACAACAUAUUCACAGCUGAAAUUACAAAUUGAUGAUCUGUAUGAAAGCAAACGACAGCUGGUUUCCAAUUACAAAAAACAAUUUGAUGAUUACCAAGAUGGCAAAGACAAGCCGAAGAGAGGCAGCUGGAAGAAAAGAGAGGAUUACAGGAAGUCAUUCUCGACAGACAAGAGAAAACAGCAAACUGAACUUGAGUUAGAGAAAACAUCAUAUGAAAAGUAUUUGAACUGGUGUAACUCUUUAAUAAGAGUCCUUAGUCGCUAUAACAACCUGGCGGUACAAGAACCUUCAUUGGACAGCCUGUCUCCGACAUCAAGCAUUGAAGAGCCUGAGCCAGCGGAAGAAAUAGACGAUGGCCAGUAUGUGUUGUUAAAGAAAGCUGGCGAGAGUCAGGAGCCCAGUCAGGCAACCAAGAGACCUAGUAAGAAAAAUCGCCGUCCUCGGAAACAGGGAUCAAUCAAGAAGAUCACACUUUCUUCAGACAUGGUGCAGCAGUUAGCAGAACUGGGACUGAAAGCUCCAAAUUCUUUGUCAGAGGUCACUGAAGCCAUUGAAAGCUUAAAACUGAAAAAGGCACAUCUGGAAGUCGAGCAGCAAGCCAGCGAAGUUGCCAGUGAUGCAGGGAUCUCUGCGACAGAGAGCAUGAUUUGUGAAAUGUCUCGGCAAGCAAGCAAGACAGAAAGCUACGAAGGUGCCGUGGACACAGAUCCAGGAGAUCAGGUAUAUGUCGACCUGCUUCGCAAGUGCCAGGAAGGUCAUAGUGAACAUCCUGAAGGAUGGGAAACUUUGGGAGCUGUUGGCGGCUGUGAUAAUCUGCCAGGGGCAUUAACUCUGAGUGAUAGUUUAAAUCUGGAGAGUGAUGUGGGCUUUGGUGGAGGUCAGAGGUCAUAUAGUGAAAAUGCAAAAACACUAAAUGUGAGCUCUAAUAAGAUGAGAGCGUUGGAGAGUGACAGGCAAGAGAUCAUUUUAGAAAUGGUUAGUGGUGAUAAAGCACAGUCUGAGGCUGCAGACGUUAGGUGUGUUCGUAUCCCAGGUCAGGCCCUACUACAACAAAGGGGUAAUAUAACUGCUGAUGAAGAGUCAUUGAAUGCGUUUAGAAAUAAUUCUUUGAAACAUUCAGACUCCAAACUGCUAACUCAUACUGGAGAACAUGGGCCAGUUACAAAUCAAUGGAAGAAGCUAGAGAAACCAGUAUCAUUGUGUAUAUCACCACCCUCAUCUCUACCAGUGAUGCCAUGUAUGUCUUCAUCUGCACCCCUCGACUUUCCUUCGUUAAAAUCAACCAUAUCACCAGGGAGUGCGUGGUCUCCCGUGAACAGCAGAUCUAUAUGUAGUCCCAAAACAGAUCAUCAUUCAUCUGCUUGUUCAGCCAGUAGCUUUCAUCUUAGUGUUUCCUCUACAAAAUCACAUCAGGCUUUAGCCGCAAGACUUUCUACGCCAUCCACCAGCACCCAGCCAUCGCCUGGCCUACCAAAACAGCUGUCUCAGCCGACAUUGAUCUUUGAUGGUGAUGAUUUCCCUCCAUUGUCUCACGGCUUGGCACCAUCACGCAGAGGGUCAAAUAUGUCUACAAGAUCAUCUGGGGGUAGUAGUUCGUCACAUCUAGAACCCCCACUGCAGCCAUCAAGCCAACAACCGUUGAACCAACAAAUGUUAUGCUUAGAUAUAUCUGAACAAACACACACCCUGAAUGCCUUUCUGGUUCACCAGACCACAUCUGUCUCUGUGAGUGAAGAGUUACCCAGUUGCCACCUUGUGUUGCCAAAAUCCGGCAGCAUUUCUCAGCAGACUGGCAACAAGUCUCUGUCAGUGUCUCAGAUUCCAGUACUUGAUAAGCUUUCAACAGAGAAGUGGGUGGAAUCCAGCGUGGCCUUCGUUAAAGAUUUCAGUCCUGUACAUUGCGAAGACAGUGCUUCAACAGUUCUCACCGAGUCCACAAGAUUAUAA